AUGUAUCCUCCCACCCCGCUCGCCAAAGGCUUCGAUUCAAUCGAAUCCACCAUGGAGGCCUUUCGCAACGGAGAAUUCAUCGUGGUUCUCGACUCUCAGGACCGUGAGAAUGAGGGCGACCUGAUCAUCGCGGCCGAGGACAUGACGACGGAAAAAAUGGCAUUCAUGGUGCGCUAUACCAGCGGACUGAUCUGUGCGCCCAUCACCGCUCAGCAGGCCGCCAACCUGGCACUGCCUCAGAUGGUGGUGAACAGCGAGGAUCCCAAUCGCACGGCCUACACCAUUUCGAUCGACGCCAACCACGAGACCGUCACCACAGGCAUCUCAGCCCAUGACCGCGCCCUCACGUGCAGGACUCUAGCCAACCCCAAAGCCACCGUGGCCAGCUUCAGACGUCCAGGCCAUGUGUUCCCACUCAGAGCGAAGGAUGGAGGCGUCCUUGAACGUACUGGACAUACUGAGGCGGCGGUGGAGUUUUGUCGAUUGGCGGGUAAAGCCCCAGCGGGUGUUAUCUGUGAAAUUGUCGAGGAUGGAGAGCCCGUUCCAGGCCAAGCGGUCAUGAAGGAGCCAGGCAUGAUGAGGAGAGAUGCCUGUCUGGAGUUUGGGCGCAAGUGGGGGCUGAAGGUCUGCACCAUUGAGGAUUUGGUCGAGUACGUUCAGAAGGAGAAACGGACCGACAAAGCCGUCGAUGGGAACAGUGGCAGCGACAAAGCAAAUGGCUAUCAUUGA
This is a messenger RNA of Capronia epimyces CBS 606.96, 729 nucleotides long. RefSeq names its product 3,4-dihydroxy-2-butanone 4-phosphate synthase. The transcript has a single exon. The record is from RefSeq and is a predicted model, not a curated record. Bases 1 to 729 code for a protein of 242 amino acids. Gene Ontology annotation, molecular function: 3,4-dihydroxy-2-butanone-4-phosphate synthase activity. Gene Ontology annotation, cellular component: cytosol; mitochondrial intermembrane space. NCBI's taxonomy places the organism in Eukaryota, Fungi, Ascomycota, Eurotiomycetes, Chaetothyriales, Herpotrichiellaceae. Gene Ontology annotation, biological process: riboflavin biosynthetic process; aerobic respiration.